AUGUACUCCAGUUCUAAGGUUGAAUUAAAUUGCAAUGGUAUGGAUGAAAACAGACGGCUGCGCUCCAAGCAUAAGUGCGAUAGGUUGGAGCCAGACCCUCCUCAGGUGAAGGGGAUAUGGCUCACGAGGUUGACUUCAAGUAUUGAGGAUCUCUUUGUCAACCGGGGUUUUAUCCCCGGUCGUCCAAAAAUGAAGGAGGUCGGAGUACGAGCUCCGACUAUUGCAUCUAUGGCUCCAAGUACAGCGGAGGAAGCGGUAGGAAUGGAGCUGGGACCAUCGCGAUGGGCAGCGAAGAAUGGUGCUAGCAAAGGCUCUCUCUCUCGAUCCUAG
Messenger RNA from Necator americanus (New World hookworm), 330 nucleotides. RefSeq lists its product as uncharacterized. NCBI's taxonomy places the organism in Eukaryota, Metazoa, Nematoda, Chromadorea, Rhabditida, Ancylostomatidae. Bases 1 to 330 code for a protein of 109 amino acids. The transcript has 4 exons. The record is from RefSeq and is a predicted model, not a curated record.